CGCAACCGUCGGUUUCGGUUUCAAGAGACGGUUAUUAGAGAUCGAUGCACACCACCUCCGACCACCACCGUCGUUAUGCAUGUCAACGAAAAAUCCCAAUUUUGAACCAGCAGCAGAGGAAGAAGACUAGCUGUACACAGCAAGCUGACUAGCUGUACACAGCAAGCUUGGGGCAUCAACAAUGAAUUUCAACGAUGCAAGUAGAAGCCACCAAUAGAAUUUUGUUGAAUGUUUAAUAUACACAUGGUGAUUAAAAUUAUAAUUCUACUAAUAAUGGGGUUUCCCUUUAGAAGUGAGAAGUUUGUUAGACAAUGUAGACAGAGUGAAAAGUUAGGAAAUGAUCAGAGAGUAAUGAGGUAUGAAUCAAAAUUCAAUAUGAGUGGAGACUUUUUGAGAGUAUGGACUUUGACGAUCCAACUAACUCGAAGGUUGAAGUAUUUGAGGAUAUAUAUAGAUCACCAUAAGGAGAUGUUGUUUGAGAGAUAAUGUUCAUUAUAGUGGGAUUUCAGACAGAAUACUUUCAAAACCAUGAAGACAAAAAACCCAAUAAAGUAUGUAUUGAUAAGAUUUACAUUUUAGACAAACGAAAGAGAUUAAUAACAAAGAGAAAUUAACUUCCAAGUAUGUAAUCUUCCCCUGGGUUUGAUGACCAAAAAAAAAAAAAGGAAAUAACAGAGAGCCAUGACUCAUGUUGGCGUGGGUGUUGGGGACAGGAUACGGGGGAGCGGUUAGCGUGACUACCCUCCUAAGGGGGUCUGAUUUUUGACACCCCUCUUAGAUACCGUCCAUCUAAUCCAAUGGUAAGGAUUAAUCAGGUAUUAAUUACAAAAUCCUCUCACUAGGUAUUAAUUACACAAUUGAAACUGAUUAUUGUGUAUUAGGUAUUAAUUACACAAUAAGUUUCUCUCACUAUAUUGGAAAAUGGAAAGAAUCUAGGAAAAAACAGUUCACACCCCUAAUUCAAAAAUCAAUCCCCUUUUUUUCUCCCUUUCUCCUUCUCUCUCCCUCGAUUUCGCUCUGCCCCUGCUCGCCGCCGUCACCUCUUCCCCGCCACAGUCCAUGGUUUCUGAUCGUCGACGCACCAACAAAAUCCUCUCCCUCCGACUCUCCCCCAUCCUCCGUCGUGGGCUAAGUCUCGGAUGAUGGUUGUCGUUGUUCUCCGAGCAACACCAGGCUUGCCGCCGCGACUCUCCAUCUCCUUCCACAAAGCUCGGCACUGCAAAGGGAUCGACGGAGAAGACGACGACCCUCCUCACCUUCCCUACGAGAUGACUUCACUCAUGUCGUUCCUGCGGUGACCCUCCUCCCCUUCCCUGCGAAGAUGACGACGAAGAAACUGAGGUAGCUCUCUCUCCCCUACUGUCUCUUUCUCCCAAACUCAAAUCUGGGUUUUCAUGUGGAUUUUUUCAUGUGGUAUUAGUACCAGUGUACUGGUAUGUCUAUCACUGGAGUGGUAUUAGUACCAGUGUACUGGUAUUAGUACCACUGUACUGGUAUGUACUACUGAUUUAUAUCACUGCAGUGAUAGUUGCAAAGAUGUAUUGGUAAUUCUACCACUGAAUUCUACCACUAUAGUGAUAGUUGUCUUACUUAUCAAACUCAUAUUUCUAUCACUGAAUUGAUAGUGUUGAUUAUUGUCUGUAGGAAUGGUCAAGACGAAGAGACCGUAACUUGGAGUGCCUAAAGGAAAGAGUCAUGGAAGCUAUUUCCUCGCCAUGUAGAAGUUGGGGUAGGUCAGGAUCAUUCAUCGGGUGCGAGUACCAACAAGAAGCAACGCUGUGAGAGCCACCGUCAGAGGAAACGCACCAAUGGACUGGUACAUGUACCAGUGGAGUGGUACGCGUACCAGUGGAGUGAUACUAGUGGAGUGGUACUAGUAACCAUAUGUCCUGUUUAGGCUUAAAAAAAUUGUGAAGACUUUAUGUUUAUUCACAUUCGAAGGAUAAUUUAUUGCUUUUGGCAUUGUUGUUGGCAUUUCCCUGAUUUUGCAACCCAUUUUGGAACACAACUUUUGGCUACUAAUAUAAAGUUCCUAUUUUGUUGACUGAUUUAAAUGUUUAUUGUGUUGCUUGUGCCAGAAUUAUAUUUCAUGAUCAAGUAAGUAUUGAGUAUUGGUAUAUUGAGGACAGUCUUAAUUAGUAUCAGUUCAGUGGUAUAAGUACCAGUUAAUUGAUAUGUAUACCAGUCUAGUGGUAUAGUACAAGUUCAGUGGUAUAUAUGUACCACUGAAGUAGUAUGAUUACCGCCGAAGUUGUGCGAAGACCAUUUCUAUUCAUUACUCGUCGGCAAAGAUAUUUCAAUGACAUUGAAAGAAGUUGACCAAUAAUUAAGACAAAAGAAAAAUAAUAAAAUCAAUUCCAAACUUCAAAAGUGGUGGAGACCACAAUAUUUUCAUGACGAUGUAUUCCAAACUCCACUGGUACACGUACCACUCCACGGGUACACGUAUCACUCCACUGGUACAUGUACCAGUCCAUUGGUGUGUUUCCUCUGCCGCCUAGUGGUACCACCCUCACCUUCAGAUUCUGUCGCCGCCACUUAGGGUUGAUCGAAUCUCUACCGUGGAAGGACAGUGGUCAACAGGAAAAGAUCAAGCGCAGGCCGUGGAUAAGAGGAAGUUGUUGGAAGGUGAUGUUUGAGAUGGAAGACGGAGGACGGCAGACGGCCGACGACAUGGAUGGUCGGACUUGUUGUAAGGGCGGCGGGGAUAUCCGCCAGCCGUGUAAUGAUGAACCAGAGCUAUGGUUCUCCACAACAAUGGAAAGAAACAAGGGGAAAUAGCAGAGGAGGGAGGGGGGGAAAUAGAAACAAAGGGAAAGGGAGUAGAAACGCCACAGAGGGAAAUGGGAUCCAGCUAAAUUGCCCCCUUCCCGUGCAUAAUUAACAUGACAAUUAAUUCUUUCUCCAUUCAUAUUUAUUUGGGACAACCAUUAAUACUUGUCUAAUAAUUAAAUAUAAAACUGACCAAUCAAUAGGAGGGUGUCGAAAAUCACUACCCCUUUAGGGGUUAGCAUAGUAUCCGACCCCCAGGAUACGAUGACAAUCUUUAAGGGGUUGUAAGAUUCACAAUCAAGGGUAUUUUAGGUAUGAAAAAAGGAAUAUAUUAAUUACCUCUUUUGUAUUAAUUAUAUUGGAAAUUAAAAAUCCAUAUUAAAUACAUUAUCUCUAUCUAUCUCUCUCUCUUCCUUUCUCCAACGGCCACUCCACAUCGACCGACAAACUUUUUCUCCGGCAAAUUCUCUCCGGUAGACUCCCUCCGGCAACCUGAAAAAAUGUACCAAUGCGUUAAAAAGUGUACAAAUCUAUUAGUCUAUUGGUAAUUAAUAUAUCAGUGCUAGUGGUACGCUACCAGUACGUUAAAAAAUGUAACAGUACUAGUGGUACCAGUAAAAAAUGUACCAGUACUAGUGGUACGCUACCAGUACAACGCUACCAGUAGAGAAUAACACAACGCCACUAGCACUGGUAGCGCUACCACUAGCAUUGGUAGCGGUACCAGUAGAGAAUAACACACAAAAAAAGAUGAUAGUGGUACCAGAUGAUAGGGGAGCCACUGGUAUUGGUACCAGUGAGUAGUGGUAGCGUACCAAUAGCGCUACCAGUGGUAUUGGUACCAGUAGAUACUAUCAGAUCUGGAAAAAAAUAGGGAUGAGGAAAGAGGGAGGCAGGGAAUAGUCUUGACCUCGCGGCGGCGGCAUAAAAAUGGUGGCGGGGUCAGCGUGGCACGACGGUAGGCGCGGCAGGGCGGAGAGAGGGGGAGGACAGCGGCGCGACAGGAGCGGCGGGGACAGCGGCGCGGCAGGGCGGUGAGGACAGCCGGCGCGGCGGAGGUCAGGGGUGGCGGUGGGCAUGGGAGAGGAAGAGGGAGCUGCGGUGGUGGGAGGGUUGUGGCGGCUGAGGUGAAUGAUUGGGUGUGGUAAAUUUUUACCCUUCCAAAAAUAUCCUUCUUUUAAUCUUAACCGUUAAUUUAAAAAAAGAAGAAAGAGACAGGAGAGAGAGCGUAUCCAAGGGCUAUGAAGUGGGUUGUGAAUCUCACACCCCCCUUAGGGGUUGUCACCGUAUCUCGUCCCUGGGUGUUGGGUUAUGAUUAAACAAAUGAAACUGGAAAAAGCUUUAGCAUGUGGAGGUUGGAAAAACCAUGGUAGCCUUUUUUUGAGAGAGGAUCCAGUCACUAAGGGGUGCUUAGUCACUUGACUAAGUCCCUCCCAGCCCUUAGAUCUAGAUAUAGCAAUCUGAUGGUUAAAAAGUGGGAAGGGCUAGUUUGGGUAUCAUGGAAAAUUACGAAGUAUACAAACCGGACUUACGAUCAGUACAAACCAUACAAAUAUACGAACAGUACAAACUAGAGCGACAAAACAUACAAACAGAUUUACAAACAUAUGAACUGUACAAAAAAUACAAACUAGACCGACAAACAAUACAAACCAUAUAAAAAGAAAAAACAACCAGGUUGACUUUGGAGGCUCCAUCCCUAUAUAGAGGGGCUCCUUCCCAAAGUCAACCCGGGUGUUUUUUAGCUGAAUGGCUAAACGUCGCCCUAAGUUUAUUAUCGCCCUAACGUAAAAUUACUAAGUUAUCCUUCAUUAAUCAAACAAAUUCGACAAA
Molecule: messenger RNA, 4605 nt
Organism: Linum trigynum
Lineage: Eukaryota; Viridiplantae; Streptophyta; Magnoliopsida; Malpighiales; Linaceae
Source: the annotation of a GenBank genome assembly